AUGAUGGCCCAGCCGUGUUCGUUUUACGCGCAACCCGAGAUGAACACCAUGGACGGCGAGGACAACUACAACAACUACAGCUACGACGAUGGUUACGCUCAGUACCACAACGACACCCCCGACUACCCAUCAUGUGCAUAUGCCGGGCGUGACCCCCGGGACAUGGGGGAGGGGGGAUACGAUGAUGAGAAUAUGUGUCUGUCCAGGGGCCCGGGGUUAGCCCCGGAUUCACCCCCCUUCCAGAGAUACGCGGCCAAUGUGAGAGAACGAAAACGUAUGCUGAAUAUUAACUCUGCCUUUGAAGAGCUCAGACUUCACGUUCCGACAUUUCCUUUCGAGAAGCGCUUGUCCAAGAUUGACACCCUCCGGCUCGCCAUUGCCUACAUAGCGCUACUCAGAGAUAUACUGAUGUCACGUGCGGACCCCCUGGAAUUUGUCGAGAACAGUCUAAGACAGGGGACGGAGGGACAGAACGAAGCAAUAUGGAACACAAGCGAUCUCACAGCGCGGCUGUCGUGGGUGAAGUGGGAAAGCCUGGGGGUGCGGCGGCGGCCCUUCCUGUCGUCCCUCCCCUCUCAAAAGCCCGAAGCAUCCCCGGGGACGACUGAUGACUUGAUGCCAGGCUACCGUUCUGAGAGGAGGGGAUGGGGCGGGGAGACAUGA
Messenger RNA from Haliotis rubra (blacklip abalone), 663 nucleotides. RefSeq names its product neurogenic differentiation factor 6-A-like. The record is from RefSeq and is a predicted model, not a curated record. The transcript is spliced from 2 exons. Gene Ontology annotation, biological process: regulation of transcription by RNA polymerase II; developmental process. Gene Ontology annotation, molecular function: RNA polymerase II transcription regulatory region sequence-specific DNA binding; protein dimerization activity; DNA-binding transcription factor activity, RNA polymerase II-specific. Lineage: Eukaryota; Metazoa; Mollusca; Gastropoda; Lepetellida; Haliotidae. Bases 1 to 663 code for a protein of 220 amino acids.